AUGGUGGGCGUGGGACCAAGGCGGCAGCCGAGCCGCAGAGGCUCCAUGGCAGACAUGCCAAAGGACCUCUUGCAGGAGAUCAAGAAGCUGGAAGAGCAGUUCACUGUCGAUGCUACCAAGCUGAAGCAGAUCACCGACCACUUCGUCAAGGAGCUGGCCAAGGGUCUGUCCAAGGAGGGCGGAAAUAUUCCCAUGAACCCGACAUGGGUCAUGGGCUUCCCAACGGGUUACGAAACCGGCACCUUCCUCGCCCUCGAUAUGGGCGGUACCAACCUCCGUGUCUGCGAGAUCAACUUGCCGGAGGAGAAGGGAGAGUUCGACAUCAUCCAGUCCAAGUACCGCAUGCCCGAGGAGCUGAAGACGGGCAACGCAGACGAGCUGUGGGGAUACAUUGCAGACUGUCUCCAGCAGUUCAUUGAAUACCACCAUGAGGGCGAGAAGCUGGAUUUGCUCCCACUCGGUUUCACCUUCUCCUACCCCGCCACGCAAGACUACAUCGACCACGGCGUUCUGCAACGCUGGACCAAAGGCUUCGACAUUGACGGUGUCGAGGGCAAAGAUGUCGUUCCCCCUUUCGAGAAGGCCCUGGCAGAGCGCGGAGUCCCCAUCAAGCUGGCUGCCUUGAUCAACGACACCACCGGCACUCUGAUUGCUAGCAGCUACACUGACCCUGAGAUGAAGAUUGGAUGCAUCUUCGGCACGGGUUGCAACGCAGCAUACAUGGAGCAUGUCAGCGAGAUCCCCAAGCUUGAGCACUGGAACAUGGACCCCAAUCAGGAGAUUGCCAUCAACUGUGAAUAUGGUGCCUUCGACAAUGAGCACCUGGUUCUGCCACGCACCAAGUAUGAUAUCAUCAUCGACAAGGACUCCCCUCGUCCAGGCCAACAGGCCUUCGAGAAGAUGAUCGCAGGAUUGUACUUGGGGGAGCUCUUCCGUCUGGUCCUGGUGGACCUUCACGAGCAGGGCGCCAUCUUCUCUGGCCAAGAGAUUGCUUCGUUGAAGAAGCCGUACUCUCUCGAUGCCUCUUUCUUGUCCGACAUCGAGAACGACCCGUAUGAGAACUUGCAAGAAACCUACGAUGUCUUCUACGACAAGAUGAAGAUCAACUGCAGCAAGCCUGAGCUGGAAUUGAUCCGGAGGUUGGCGGAGCUGAUUGGCACGCGAUCUGCAAGACUUAGUGCGUGCGGUGUCGCUGCCAUCUGCAAGAAGAAGGGUUACAAGACUGCGCACGUUGGCGCUGAUGGAUCGGUGUAUAACAAGUAUCCACAUUUCAAGGUAAGCGUCCCUCACAUUGAGACUGAAGUUGAGCGUCGAGCUAACGACCCCAUCAGGCCCGUGGCGCACAAGCCCUGAGAGACAUUCUCGACUGGAAGGAGGGUCGCGAUGGCAAGCCUCUUGGCAAGGGCCAUGACCCUGUCGAGAUCUUGCCCGCUGAGGACGGCUCUGGUGUGGGUGCCGCAUUGAUCGCUGCUCUGACCCUCAAGCGUGUGCAAGAAGGCAAGCUCAUGGGUAUCCGGGACGCAAAGUCUCUGCUUGAGGGUGCCGGUGCUGCGAAAAAGUGA
Messenger RNA from Lecanosticta acicola, 1562 nucleotides. Lineage: Eukaryota; Fungi; Ascomycota; Dothideomycetes; Mycosphaerellales; Mycosphaerellaceae. The record is from the annotation of a GenBank genome assembly.